AGCCAUUCAAAUAUCCCCGCCCGCUAUCUGAAGUGAAAUCCAAGAGGCUCAAAGAGAAGCAACUAAGCAUUGAGUUGGAGAGCGCUCGGAGGGAGGGGUGCAACUUGGUGCACGUAAGCUGCCUACAAAUGACACACUGCAAUCAUAAACUGUCUCGCGACGCGUUGUUUCGCGCCCUUUCGUUAGUGAAGUAUGAAGACGACAUCGAGGUACUCGGAAAAACGGCUUCAGUUACAGAGUCAGCAGUUAGUAACGCACUUCUGACCGACUUCUACUGCUCAGCCCGCAAAAAGCUUCAUCGCAGCCGCCUGAGAGUCUUUAUGGAGCGGGAAGGAGCCUGCUCGAGUCGUGAUAACGGAAUAGACCCCAUGCCGAUUAUAUAAGGGUUUUGCGACAAAGAAAGUCAGGAGGCAGAAAGGCUUGCUUUCCUCAUCACUUCGCCCGAAUAAACUACACGUCGGGGCUUAUACUAUGGACAAUGUAGCUUUUGAGCGUGACGUGGUUGACUUCUCUGGAUUAUUUUCCACGUUUAGUUUUGUUGAGAAGCAGUACAGUGUAAUUAGGCUACUGCGCGAUUUCGGACACUGGAUUCAGACAAUAUCGUCUUGAUGCCUGCAGGUUUUUGCUGGUCAUUAGAUUGAGACUGCUCUGUGAAGUCUUCAUGCUGUGGGCAUGUUGCCCUCGCCCCAGGUGUGCGUGUCUACUCUGGUGACAGUGAGCACGAUGGCCGUGGUCGACCUCUACCUGCUGGAGCAGAGCAUGCUGGGACCUCGCAGUGGAGUCCGUCCUGCAGUAUGGCCUUGUGUUGCCGUCGCACUCGGUGACCUGUGUUUCCUGCUGGCGCUCCGCUUUGUUUCUGCCGGUGUGGUUUCGGAGGCUCGCUCUCCCCGUCGGGGCUUCGCCAACGCUCUCUGGUUCCUUUUCCUCUCGCUGCUGCAACUGAAGCUUUUCUUUGUGUGUCAGAAUUACAGACAGGAGAGACGACCCCCGGAUCCUCUUGCCCGCAAGACUCUGACUCUUUUACUUUCGGUGUGCCUACCCUCGCUUUUCCUCAUCCUGACAGGAGCCGAUUACAUGACUCCCCUUCGUAGGAAGCAGGAGGUGCGCAGCCGGCUUCUGUGGGUGGUGGUCGACUUGCUUGAUGUGUUGGAUCUGCAAGCGGGGCUGUGGGAGGUGCAGGGCAGCGUAGGGGUUCCUCUUUGGGUUGAGGGUAUAGUAUUCUUUUACUGUUACGUGCUGUUGCUGUUACUGCCGUGCGUGUCGCUCACAGAGCUGGGUGCCACUGCGCUGCCUGGGCUGCAGGAGACACGAAAGGAGGCUAUCUAUCCGUGGCUCAGUCUGGUGACCAUUAAUGUGUUCACGCUCGUGCCCAGAGGGGUGGGGAUGCUGUGGUUCAGGGACCCACGGGUGUCCACGGUGUUCCUGGGGAAAAACCUGCUGGCUCUUGCAGUAAAGCUGAGCUCUGCCUGGGAGAGGCACAGAAAGGGCAGUAGAGGGAUGCAGGGAACAGGAGCCACCACAGGACCUGGAAACCAGACUCGAGGUGCGGUUUCGGAACAAGCCACGGAGCAAGAGUGCACAUCUCCAGUGCCGUCCUCCACGCGCUACCACUCGCUUUCACGCACUCACGGACACAGCCACUCGCUCCCUCACGUCAGCCUGGACCCCACCGAGACUUCUCUGGGACCGGCAUACAUUUCCCACGAGCUUUAGAGGCCGCGGAAAAGCCCUGAAUCUGCCAGCAACAAGAAUUUAUGGGCACAUAACCAUCCCUGGAGUCUCAGUGCUUUUCACAAGAUUAGCAGAGAUAACUUAUCGUAUUAGCACACUUUGUAGUUUGAACAACUGAUGAUUUGUAAAGCCAAACACAAGUAGCCUACUGUGGUGUGGAGCUCCCAGACAAAAUGAUAAUGAGCCUGGAGCUGUUUUAAUUAAGUGCCUUCUUUAAAGAGCCACAAUUAAUAUUGUUACUCUUAUUUAUUUUUCAUCAAGGACUUGAAUUAAACCAUGUACUGUGAAGCAUGACAACUGUUAAUAUUCCACUCUGUAAUAAAAAUGUUUCAUAUA
Molecule: messenger RNA, 2067 nt
Organism: Pimephales promelas (fathead minnow)
Lineage: Eukaryota; Metazoa; Chordata; Actinopteri; Cypriniformes; Leuciscidae
Gene: tmem265
Product: transmembrane protein 265
Source: RefSeq, a predicted model, not a curated record